GGAUGUUGCCCCAAGAAACAAAUGUCAAACCUAGCCAAAAAACCCUCUGGCCCAGAAGAAGGGUUUUAGACUUUAGAGCAACACAGAGCUACAGGAGCAAAAUGAUAGGGAGAAGAUUGAUUAACCUGUUCAAGAGAUCCUCAAAGUCACAGCUUUCAGGCCCCGCGAAGCCUGCCUAUGAAGAUAACAGCAAGUCAUUGGCUCGAAAGGCGGUGUCUUUUGUUUUGUUUACUGUAACGGGUGGUGUUGCUCUGAGUGCUCUUGAUGACCUUGUUAUUUAUCAUAGCUGUAGCAGCAAAGCCUUGGAGAAAGCAAGUAAGAACCGGGCAGUCAUAGAUGCCAUUGGGGAACCUAUUUUAAAGGGUCCAUGGUACAAUGCAUCACUUGCAGUAACUCAUAAGAGGCACUCUGUAUCUUGUACAUUUCCUGUGUCUGGACCACAAGGCUCGGGAACCUUUCAGUUGAAGGCAGUCCGUAAUGGAGAUGAAUCUUGGUUAUCAUUUCUCCGGCCUCGUGAUUGGGACAUUCUAAUCAUGGAUGCUCUCCUUCAUGUUCCUGGAAAUGAUGAGAAGCAUCAGGCAUUGCGGAUUAGUCUGUCUGACUUCCCUUCUCCAGCUUGUACAGCAUGCACCGAAUGCAAGCCUCAAGAGUCGAAGAAGGAGUCGGAGAUUCCUUCCGUUGAGCAAAAAUGAGAGUCAUAUACUAUUGAUUACCGCAACCCUUUUCCCUGUUUGAUUCCUCUGCUCACCCAAGUUUCUUCCAUUCCAUUAUUGGUAAACCGAACUGAGGGGACCUCCAUACUUGAUUUGUUCAUGAAAUAAGUUAUGUGAAACAGUUUUGUUUUUCUUUUGUUGAGAAAUAUGAUGAGAUCAGUUGGCAUGUAAAUGCAACCUAAAAGGAAGGGGGAGAUCCAAGUAUUUUUCCUCUCCACACUAUAAUGCAAUAUGUUUAGUUGGCAUUGUAA
Molecule: messenger RNA, 964 nt
Organism: Carya illinoinensis
Lineage: Eukaryota; Viridiplantae; Streptophyta; Magnoliopsida; Fagales; Juglandaceae
Exons: 4
Coding region: 3-692 (229 amino acids)
Source: RefSeq, a predicted model, not a curated record